GAUAAUGUGGAUCUCCUUUUUAAGUUAUGCAAGUUUUGUUGACGACGAAUAGUGUUUGUUUAUUAUGCAUAUUUCAUAUGUAAUAUUUUUCUUCUUGGUAUUCCAAAAUAAUUCAUAUAUUUUUUAACAAAAAAAUAGUUUCAUAUUAAAACUGAAUCUAUGAAUUAAUAAUAAUUUAAAAAUAUAAACUUUAGGAAUUAAAAUUGUUACAUAGAUGUUGAUGAUUCCAUAACCAAUGCAAUGGUGUGUAGUGUUCUCUUGUUCAUCUCUUCUCUCAUCAAUCAAAAAAUGAAAAUCUAGAAACCCUAAAAGACGCAAUAUUCCUCCAUCACCGAACAAAAUGAUGAGGAAGAAAGUCCCCGAUUGGCUCAACAGUUCUCUCUGGUCAGUACCUAAAUCUCCUCCCUCCUCCGUCGCCACCGAAGACAACUCACCCUUCUACAGCCCAAUUUCACAGCCGCGCCCUCCGUCCCCUCCCGUCGUAGUUCAAGAUCCUCCGCCCGAGCAGAUAAUCGAGGAUUCUCGAUCCGAAGAUCAACAUGAUGCGCCUCCUUCUGAUUUCGAUAUCUCUCACCAGGCUCAGUUGUUGACUGAGUUGUCAAGGAAGGUGAUGGAUAUGCGGGAAUUGAGAAGGAUCGCGUGUCAAGGUGUGCCUGAUUCCGCUGGGAUACGUUCUACAUUGUGGAAGCUUUUGCUUGGAUAUCUUCCACCGGAUCGAGGACUUUGGUCAUCUGAAUUAGCAAAGAAGAGGUCCCAAUACAAACAGUUCAAAGAGGAGAUUCUCAUGAAUCCUUCCGAAAUCACAAGGAGGAUGUACAACUCCACAAGUGGUGAUGCUGAGGAUGCCGCCAAACGUGACAGGGCCUUGCUCUCUAGAUCAGAAAUCCCUCACGAUGAGCAUCCUUUGAGUCUUGGGAAGACCAGCGUAUGGAAUCAGUUCUUUCAGGAUACAGAAAUCAUAGAUCAGAUUGACCGAGAUGUAAAGCGCACUCAUCCUGAUUUCCACUUUUUCUCCGGUGAUUCAAAAUUUGCAAAAUCUAAUCAGGAGGCUUUAAAGAACAUAUUAAUUAUUUUUGCAAAGUUAAAUCCAGGUGUAAAAUAUGUUCAAGGGAUGAAUGAGAUAUUGGCUCCUCUAUAUUAUGUGUUAAAAAAUGACCCUGAUGAAGAAAAUGCAGCUUUUGCUGAAGCUGAUGCAUUCUUUUGUUUUGUUGAGCUAUUGAGUGGUUUCCGAGAUAACUUUGUUCAACAACUAGAUAAUAGUGUUGUGGGAAUUCGUUCAACUAUUACAAAAUUGUCCCAGCUUUUAAGAAAACACGAUGAGGAGCUGUGGCGUCAUCUUGAGAUGACUUCCAAAGUCAAUCCCCAAUUCUAUGCAUUUAGAUGGAUCACUCUCUUGUUGACUCAGGAAUUCAAUUUUGCCGACAGCCUUCACAUUUGGGACACUCUUUUAGGUGAUCCAGAGGGUCCACAGGAGACUCUUCUCCGGGUAUGUUGUGCAAUGCUAGUUCUCAUUCGCAAGCGCCUCCUAGCAGGGGAUUUCACUUCAAAUCUCAAGUUGCUACAAAAUUACCCGUCGACAAACAUUAGCCAUUUGCUCUAUGUUGCCAAUAAGUUUCGUGUACAGUCAGUCUAAUGGUUCUUGCCCCUCCUCACCUGCAUUUUGCUUUUUGCUUUUGUAUCUCUAAUUUAGUGUUUGAAAUUCAAUGCUUGUAAAUGACUCUAAAUCUGAGGCUACAUAAACUAUUUAUUAUUCUAGUA
Molecule: messenger RNA, 1758 nt
Organism: Lathyrus oleraceus (garden pea)
Lineage: Eukaryota; Viridiplantae; Streptophyta; Magnoliopsida; Fabales; Fabaceae
Exons: 9
Coding region: 341-1633 (430 amino acids)
Biological process (GO): intracellular protein transport; activation of GTPase activity
Molecular function (GO): GTPase activator activity
Source: RefSeq, a predicted model, not a curated record